AUGCCUUGGCAGCAAAGCGCUGUCAUAAUCGAGGGUCAGCUGGAAAAUACCGAAAGAGCAGUAAAUUCGAUAGAGCCCGCAAAGAACAAGUAUCUGAAAGUGCUGUCCGACAAGAUCGAGCUGCAGAGCAAGAUCGAAAGCCGGCAGGCAGCCCUGGCGGAAGCGGUGGAGGCCCUUCACUGCUCCCUGGAGUACAAGAACGUGGCGUCGGGUGGCCAGAUGCAUCCGGAGUUCCGGAAGCUGGGCUCCAGGUUCUUCUACAUCGAAAGGAACGUGAGAAGGGAUUGGUUCGGCGCGGCGCAGAAGUGCCGGGAGAUGGGAGGCCAACUGGCGUUGCCCCAGGACGAGGCGGAGUUCUCCCUUAUCCACCAGCAACUCGGGAGCAACGGGCACUGGCUGGACAUCAGCGACCUGGCCGAAAAGAACAAAGAGGUGGAUUCCCGGUGUACGGGUGACAGGGUGACAGGGGAGCCGUCGGAGGAGACAUCAGAAGUGCUCAACCUCCGGCUGGAGGCCGCGCUACUGCCACCGCCGAUUAUGAGAUGA
Molecule: messenger RNA, 546 nt
Organism: Drosophila ficusphila
Lineage: Eukaryota; Metazoa; Arthropoda; Insecta; Diptera; Drosophilidae
Product: accessory gland protein Acp29AB-like
Exons: 3
Coding region: 1-546 (181 amino acids)
Source: RefSeq, a predicted model, not a curated record